GUCAGGGCGCUGUGACGUCACGGCGCUGUGCGUAAUGGCGGCGGAGGCUCGCGUUGAGGAGGGCGACAUUAAACCUGAUGCUGAAGGAGAGACGGAGGAGAGCGCUUCAGACGACAACAAGCCCUCCACCACCACAGAGCGUCACAUCUCGAUCCAGAGUCGCAUUGAGGACCUGGAGGCCCUGGUCGACCUGAACGGAGCCGGGAGGAAGGCGUGUCCGCUCUGUCCCGAGGAGAAGUUUAAGUCCUGCUACAGCCACAAACUCAGACGCCACCUCCAGAACCUGCACUGGAAGGUCUACGUCGAGUUCCAAGGUCAGAGGAUGUGUAUCUGUCAUCUUCCAUGUCGGACUCUGAAGCCCAGUCCCUCGUCGGAGCAGGCGUGCUCGUCGCGGGCCGUGGCUCACUAUCACUGCGUGGUGUGUUCAGGGACCAUCGCCCGAAAAACAGACAUGAUCGGUCACCUCAAACGCCACACCAACAAAGGAGAGACGCGGGCCAGCUACAGCCUGGACCCGGACCAGGACCGGGACCGGACUCAGGAGCCAGCGCCGUCGGGUCACACUCUGGAGAUCCUGAAGGAGCUCGGCACAAACGUUCAGCUGAUGCCCAACCACAACACGCCCCAGAAGAGCGACACCUACUUCAGCCGCAAGAUGAAGACCAACAGACAGCUCGUGUUCUGCUCUCUGGCGGCUCUGGCGGAGGAGAGGAGUCCUCUGGAGUGUCUGGACGCUUUCGGAGCCACAGGCAUCAUGGGGCUGCAGUGGGCCAAACACCUGCGCUCGGCCGUCAGAGUGACCAUCACAGACAUCAGUGACACCUGCGUGAACAUGAUCAGGGAAAACUGCCAACUCAACCAGAUCCGAGUGGCUCCCUGGGCCGGGCCUGAGUCCGGGUCAGAGUCCGGGUCUGGACCAGGACCUGGGUCUGGAGCUGCAGAGGGGCGGUACCUGACCACAGUGGAGGUCAACAAGAUGGACGCCAACGUCAUCAUGCACCUCAGACCCUUCGACUACAUACACUUGGAUCCCUUCGGCUCGGCGGUGCACUUCCUGGACGCGGCGUUUCGAAACGUGAGGAAUCUGGGGGUCGUGUCGGUGACCUCUACGGACACGGGGUCGCUGUACGCCAAGACGCCCAACGUGACCCUGCGGCACUACGGCGCCGCCCUGGUCCGCACGGAGUACUACAGGGAGCUGGCGGCGCGCAUGGUCCUGGACGCCGUGGCGCGAGCGGCGGCUCGUUGUUCCAAAGGCAUUGAGGUGCUCCUGUCUGUGGCGGUGGAGCACUUUGUCCUGGUGGUGGUGCGGGUGCUCAGGGGCCCCUCUCAGGCGGACGAGUCCAUGCGGAGGCUCCGGAGGCUGGUGCACUGCCAGUGGUGCGAGGAGAGACUGUUCCUGAAGCAAGGCACCUCCAUCGACGACACUUUGCCGUGUUCGUGCCACGGAACUUUACCGGGAAAGACCGCCGUCAUACUGGGACCACUGUGGAGCGGGCCUCUGUUUCACUCCUUCUUCUUGAGGACGAUGUUGAAGGCUGCGGUCAGACACUCGAUGGAGGACGUCCAGCCUCUGAUCAAGACUCUGCUCUGUGAAUCUGACUGUACCACACUCAAGUACCCCGCCCUGACCAACCAAGUGGAGUGUGGUGUCGUCAUUAAAACUUUACAAAGUCCCGACGAAUCUGGAGCUGAUUCUUCAGGGAAGAGGAAAUCUGGGGAUGAAGGAGGAAACUUGGUGAAGAAGCUGAAGUCGGACUCGUCUCUGGAGCAUCCUCCAUUUUACUACAGUAUCCACCGACACAGCAUCAGAGGAAUGAACAUGCCCAAGUUGAAUAAGUUCCUUCAGUACUUGACUGAGUCUGGGUUCAGAGUGAGUCGGACCCACUUUGAUCCGACCGGAGUCCGGACCAACGCGGAUCUCAACCAGUUCACAGCGGUCCUCAGCAAAUACAGCAGCCCCACGUGCACCAAACAGGGACUGAGCCAGGACUGAGCCGGGUCUGGACCAGGACCGGACCAGGACCAGACCAGGACUGAGCCGGGUCUGGACCAGGACCGGACCAGGACCAGACCAGGACUGAGCCGGGUCUGGACAAGGACCGGACCAGGACCAGACCAGGACUUAGCCGGGUCUGGACCAGGACCGGACCAGGACUGAAGACGAUGGCUCUUUGGACUCGUCCUGUUUUUAUUUAUUCUUUUAAAGAUUUUAUUGUUUUUGUUUUAGAAAUUGUAAUAAAUAAAUUUAAAAUGUUCC
Molecule: messenger RNA, 2260 nt
Organism: Periophthalmus magnuspinnatus
Lineage: Eukaryota; Metazoa; Chordata; Actinopteri; Gobiiformes; Gobiidae
Gene: trmt1l
Product: tRNA methyltransferase 1-like
Exons: 16
Coding region: 35-1996 (653 amino acids)
Biological process (GO): tRNA N2-guanine methylation
Cellular component (GO): nucleus
Molecular function (GO): RNA binding
Source: RefSeq, a predicted model, not a curated record